GACAUCACCGCUGACAUCAGUCCGUCCAAUGAGCAGAGGAGGGGGUGUCGGCUUCAGUCCUCACCGGAGAAAAAAACCAUAACAAAGCAGCGACGACGAAACGGAUGGAAAUCGAGACGGACUAAAACAGAAAAGAGACAGCUGCAGCAAUGGGCAAGUCCCAGUCACACUUCGCCAAACACAAAGACGAGAGCCAGGACGCGCUGACGAGUAAUGGCGAGUACAGAGACGGUCAGACAGAAGAGGACGGCAAAAAUGGAGACGUGUCUCAGUUCCCCUACGUGGAGUUCACUGGCCGGGACAGCGUAACGUGCCCCACAUGUCAGGGCACUGGCAGAAUCCCACGAGGUCAAGAGAAUCAGCUGGUGGCUCUGAUUCCAUACAGCGACCAAAGGCUCAGGCCAAGCAGGACAAAACUAUAUGUCACAAUAUCGGUGGCUCUUUGCCUGCUGCUGUCAGGUCUGGCUGUUUUCUUCCUCUUCCCUCGCUCCAUUGAUGUAUCCUACGUGGGAGUGAAGUCUGCCUACGUCUCCUAUGACCAGGACAAACGAAUCGUCUAUCUCAACAUAACAAACACUCUGAAGAUCACCAAUAACAACUACUACGCCAUAUCUGUGACCAGCAUCACUGCACAAGUGCAGUUCUCCAAGACGGUGAUAGGGAAGACCAAGUUUAGCAACAGCACAGUGAUCAUACCACUGGAUGAACAGCAGAUCGACUACACAGUCCCCACCACCAUUGUUGAUGAGAAGAGUUAUAUGUUUGACUACUGCACUUUGCCAACCAUUAAAGUUCACAACAUAGUGGUCAUGAUGCAGGUGACGGUGACGGCAACGUACUUCGGACACGCGGAGCAGGUCUCCCAGGAGAUGUACCAGUAUGUGGACUGUGGUGGGAACACCACCUCCUUGCACGGGCAUGUGCAGGUCUACCAAUAAGGCAAGCAAGAGACCCCGGUGUCACACACUGCUGUAACUAAGGUUCUCAGAGAUCGACUGGGAUGACUUCCAUGUAGGGAAUUCUUGCACAGUGUCAAUGGAUUACUGAACAGCAACAUAUAAUUUCUUAAAUUUGUCCCAGUGGCUCAUCCAUUAUUAAAUUCCAAACCACUUUUUUCCAUCCGCAGGUCAGAUAUGAUGUUAAGAGGGGGUAUUUUGUGUAACUUUUCAAAGAGGAUGUCAAAGCAGAUUAAUUUACCUUCCUCAGACAGUUUUUCAGGAUUAACCUGGAGGGUUGUCGUCAACCUCCACCCUGGUGCCAGCAAAGUAGAGCGAUGUAAUUUAAUAUUCACAUCAGUGGAAGGAAUUCCAUUGGUUUCAGAUAUGAUGCACUUUAGCUCGUUCCUUAUCUACAGAAAGUAAUAUGAAUGUUGAAUGAAUAUGACAGGAAUGCUAUGAUUGCUGUCGCGCCCUUAUAUUCUAUACCCCCUUUUGAUAAAUAAUACAAUAACUAUGAUGUUGGAGGGACUUGACUUUUUUUGGGCACAGUAUAGAACCACUCUCUUCUUCUGCCCUCUUUUCAUGCCUUCCUGCUGCAGUUUUUCUCUUUUUUCAGUAAAAUCUUAUUCUUGAUAUUGUAUAGUGCAAUAUGUAUGAUGUGUCGUCUUUAUUAUUUGUUCUUUAUUGUCAGUUUGAGUACAGGGCUACAGUGCAGUACUACUAAUAGUAGUAGUAGGAGUCAUUUUUAUGAUUAGGAGGGUAAUUUAAAAACAAAUGUGACAACUGUGAAGACCGACAUCAACAUAUUCUGAAGGAAUAAUUGAAACCCAUUGCUAUUCAAGACAAAAAACCUUUACUUUUAAAAGGGAUGAUAUUUUCAAUCUCAUGGGAAAUGUGGGAGCAUUACAGUGGAUGAUUAAAUGCAGAAAUGUGUAAAUAUAAAAUAUGUGCUUUCCUCCUGGCUUUAAAACACUUCCUAUCCAAAGCUGUGUUUGGUUUGGUAAUAACUUUUUCCCUUUAACAAGUUUUAAUUUGGCUUCAUUGCUGUAUUAAUCCAAUCUGAAGCUCUUAUCUUGUAUUUUUCUUUGACUGCUAGUUUUUAAUUCAUGGUUUCUGUCUGUCACUUUUAUAACGUGGUAUUAUUUGGAUUGGCGGAUGAUUAUAUUUUACAGCAUAGAUUUAAUGACUUCUUCCCCCUGCUAAUAGGUUCUUGGUACUUUUACUCUUGUUGAGGGUUGAGGACAGACGAUGUCCCACCAUGUUAAGCCCUAUGAGACAAAUUGUGAUCUGUGAACAUGGGGUAUACAAAUAAAAAAACUCAUGAAUGCUUAAAACAUGAAUUUCUUCAAAGAUCCAAGUUUCUGAUCUAAGUUAUCACACAGGUUAUUCUGGCAGUUAAUAUGAUUUCUAGUCAGCUUAAGAAAAGUGUAACUUUAGCUCCAACCCUUCCUCAUAUUUCACAACAGACACUGUAUAUGUUAACACAUUAUUGUUUCUGCCUAACAUCACCUCAAUGUCUUUGUGUUCUUAAUGCAUGAAGCUGAAAAUAAAAUCAUGAUCCACUGA
This is a messenger RNA of Paralichthys olivaceus (Japanese flounder), 2504 nucleotides long. It is a transcript of the gene tmem106ba, whose product is annotated as transmembrane protein 106Ba. The record is from RefSeq and is a predicted model, not a curated record. Lineage: Eukaryota; Metazoa; Chordata; Actinopteri; Pleuronectiformes; Paralichthyidae.